Messenger RNA from Chinchilla lanigera (long-tailed chinchilla), 1374 nucleotides. RefSeq names its product leucine rich repeat containing 52 (gene Lrrc52). Gene Ontology annotation, molecular function: voltage-gated potassium channel activity; transmembrane transporter binding; potassium channel activator activity. Gene Ontology annotation, cellular component: voltage-gated potassium channel complex. The record is from RefSeq and is a predicted model, not a curated record. Lineage: Eukaryota; Metazoa; Chordata; Mammalia; Rodentia; Chinchillidae. The transcript has 2 exons. The coding region runs from base 298 to 1245 and encodes 315 amino acids.
CUUCAAAGGCAGGGAAAGGGUGAGACCUUUCAAAGCCGCCAAGUGGGCCGGCUUCCAGCAGCAGUCUGGGACUGAGAGAGCAGCAGAGCCACGAAGCUGGGCGGCGGGGCAUUGGGCCUCGCGUUUCAACUCUGUUCGGUUCUCCUGUAAUGGAAAAUUGCUUUGCACAAAGCUAGAGUGUUACAGUUCUUUCCAGCGCCCCUCCCCCGCCACGCCCCACCCCUCAGCAGCCUUUGGAUCAGAGGGACCGACCGCGCCUGCAGGAAGGUGGAAAGAGGGUAGUCCUGGCUUCUUACUAUGUCCCCUGCUUCAGGCCCUGGCCCCGGAUGGUUACUCUUUUCCUUUGGAAUGGGGCUGGUAUCGGGAACAAAGUGUCCAAAUAACUGCCUGUGUCAAGCCCAAGAAGUGAACUGCACAGCGAUGCACUUAACGGAAUAUCCCCCUGACAUUCCCCUGAACACCCGGAGGCUGUACCUGAACAAUAACAGAAUCACUAGUUUGCCAGCCAUGCAUCUAGGACUCCUCAGUGAUCUUGUUUACUUGGACUGUCACAGCAACUGGAUCCGAGAGGUGAUGGAUUACACCUUCAUCGGGGUCUUCAGACUCAUCUACCUUGACCUCAGCUCCAACAACCUCACCUCCAUUUCCCCAUUCAGCUUCUCGGUGCUCAACAACCUGGUGCAGCUCAACCUUGCCAACAACCCUCGCCUGUUAUCUCUUGACAAGUACACCUUUGCCAACACCAGCUCCUUGAGGUACCUGGACCUCAGAAACACUGGCUUGCAGACCCUGGACCAUGCUGCGCUGCACCACCUCGUGGUACUCCAGACCCUGUACCUGAGUGGAAACCCCUGGAAGUGUAACUGCUCCUUCAUGGACUUCGCCAUCUACCUAAUAGUGUCCCAUCUGGAACCCCCAGAUGAUGAAAAUGCCACAUGCGUGGAGCCCACGGAGCUGGCAGGGUGGCCCAUCACACAAGUGGGGAACCCACUCCGAUACAUGUGCCUCACGCACCUGGACCGCCAGGACUACAUCUUCCUGCUGCUCAUCGGCUUCUGCAUCUUUGCCGCAGGCACGGUAGCUGCCUGGCUCACGGGGAUGUGCGCGGUGCUCUACCAAAAUGCCCGCCGCAAAUCCAGCGAGGAGGAGGCCGAGGAUGAGGCUGGGCACAGAGCAGAAGUCACCAGGCGGAUCUUUCAAACCAAGGAAAAAUCAGGCCAGGAAGGGUUCCCUCAGCUGAUUUAGCUGCCAGAGACCACUCUCCGCUGUGACUUCCCCAGCUCCUGGCUAUCUCGCCCCGCCCCACAUCACCACGGCUGGACUGUCUUAGACAACAAUGCCUCCUAGUAAAAUAAAUAAGAUGUUUGGAGAUCA